AUGCUAUUUGGUAAGUUUUCUACUGGAAUUGCUUAUUUUUGGAAGCUGUAUUAUGAAGAAGCAUGGAAAUUCCUAAAUGAAGCUAAAGAAAUGAUGUAUGGCUAUAUUGAAAGUUAUAAAAAUGAGCUAUUUAUUGUUAAUGCGUACCUUGGAGAAUUAUGCUAUCUUCAACACAAAAUAGAAGACUUAGAUAAAUACUUUUCUGAAGCAUUUGAGUUCAUUGAUUACUAUGACAUUUUAAAUAUUGAUAUGUUCCUAAAAUCCCAAAGGUUUGUCUUUAAUUAUUUUUAUACAAAAUCUGACUAUGAAAAAUGUGAAGCUAUUUUGUUGAAAUUAAAUGAAAUAUUAGAAAAUAACAAUCAUCUAAAAUUUAGAAUGCCUUUAUAUUUUAUUCAAUGAGCAGAGUUGUAUAUAGCUUGAAAUGAAAAAAAAGAAGCAGAAGAGUGCUUGAGUGAAGCUGAAAAGUUAUUGAAUAUAAACAAAAUUUUAUUAUUUUCUAAAAAAUCUAUAAAAAUCAAAGACCUAGAUUGUAUAAGUGACUAUAUAGAGCUUGCUAAAAUUUAUAUUUAUUCAUAUAAUAUGUUUGAUGAAAAUCUUCAAAAGGCAGAAACAAUUUUAAAAUACACUAAAGUGGUUGUUGAUAAAAAAAGACGCAAUCAAAAAUACUACAAGCUUUAUAUUUAUUACUUGCUUAUUAUUCUAUAUUCUAAAAUGCAACAAUAUACAAAGUGCUUACGUUGCUAUUCCAAGAUAUUAGAUUUUUAG
This is a messenger RNA of Blepharisma stoltei, 765 nucleotides long. The record is from the annotation of a GenBank genome assembly. NCBI's taxonomy places the organism in Eukaryota, Ciliophora, Heterotrichea, Heterotrichida, Blepharismidae.